GCCACCAAUGAAAAUGCGCGGUGGAUCCUCUUCCCCUCCCCGCCCCUUUGUGCGCCCGCGCUUCCUACAGGAGGCUGAUUCCUGACAGAAGUGUCGGAAGAGUUUCAAGUGCCUGCAAAACCGACGCAGCUGUGCAGGAGCGCGCGUUCGGGUCCUCUUGUCCGCGUGUUCGAGACUCCUAAAGAUGUCAGCUCAAGGCCAUACCUGGUCCCGACAGGUGAAGAAAGAAGAUGAAGAAGAGGACCCACUGGACCAGCUGAUCUCCCGCUCUGGCUGUGCUGCUUCCCACUAUGCAGUGCAGGAGUGCAUGGCCCAGCACCAGGACUGGCGACAGUGCCAGCCACAGGUGCAGGCCUUUAGGGACUGUAUGAGUGAACAGCAGGCAAGGCGACGGGAGGAGCUGCAGAGGAGGAAAGAGCAAAGCAGUGCCCACCGCUGAGACCCCACACCACCUGUCCCCAGAGGAUGGCCCUGCAGAAACUAGCACCCAGAGAGAACAUGGGAGAAAGAAAUCCUUCCUAAGUGAAAGUGUGGGCCAAGAAGUGUAAGACUUAGGGAUAGUAUUUGGGCCUGGGAUUGAGAGCCAGGCAGCCAUGGGUUUGGACAUGACUUGCCAUAGAGAGCAGUCAUAUUGUCAUGUUGAGAUCCCACACAUCCUCACCCAUCUUAUGUCACCGAUAUUAAAUAUUGACCAGUAUUUGCCAUGUAAAACAAAGAAAUGGGUUAAGGGAUGCUCUCCUACACUACAUCUUGGGUCAGUGUGCCAAGUACUGUGCUGAUUACAUGGACAUAUAAUUUUAAAGUAAAUUUACAAUCUAAAGGUAAA
This is a messenger RNA of Kogia breviceps (pygmy sperm whale), 826 nucleotides long. RefSeq names its product cytochrome c oxidase assembly factor 4 homolog (gene COA4). Gene Ontology annotation, biological process: mitochondrial respiratory chain complex IV assembly. The record is from RefSeq and is a predicted model, not a curated record. Lineage: Eukaryota; Metazoa; Chordata; Mammalia; Artiodactyla; Physeteridae. Gene Ontology annotation, cellular component: mitochondrial intermembrane space.